AUGGACAGUCUUUUCUGCACUGAGGAGCAUGUUUGGCUUAUGAUGAGUCCUGCUGCUGCAGUUCCUGACCAGACAAGUUUCAAUACUUCAGAAACUAAUAUUAAUACUACUUGUGUUUACUCGAGUGGAUCACAAGAUUUUGAAGAAGCGUUUGAGUUGUACUUGCAGAAGGAACAAACUUACAUGCCUCAGCCGGGGUACGUGGAUCGCCUCGAGUUGGAUCGGUUUAUCAGCUUCUGUAGACGCAGAGCUAUUCACUGGCUUAUUCAAACGCGACGACGACUGAAUCUGUCUCCUGAAACUGUUUCUAAUGCUGUCAAUUACCUUGAUCGAUUCAUAUCUUUGAAUCAGUGCCAUGGUUGGAAAUACUGGAUGGUGGCAUUACUUUCAGUUGCAUGUUUAUCCAUUGCCUCUAAAUUCGGUGAAACAUCCCCUCCUCUUUUGCUCGACAUUCAGGUAGAGGGUCUGGAUCAUACUUUUCAACCAAAACUGAUCCAAGAAAUGGAACUGAAACUCCUGCAAACAGUACACUGGAGACUUAAUUGUAAAACACCAUAUUCUUAUGUAGAACUGAUGAUACGCGAUUUUGAUUUCUUCACAGACGAGUUACUCACACGAGUGACGGAUUUGCUUCUGCUUGCUCUUUGUUUAGAUUGUAAGCUCCUAACAUUCAGGCCAAGUGUUAUCGCUCUGUGCAUGCUCAGAUGCCUUCCUGAAAAGUUGAUCCCAUCAGCAUACAGUUCUCACCUUGCUCAUUUUGUAAACCUCAUUCCACAAGAUCAAAUGGAGAGUCUGAUCAAGUGCCACAAAAUCAUGGACAGCAGAUUAAUUGAUCACUUGUACAACAUACUAUCUUCUGAACCGCCUUACGGAUCCUCAAGUCCAGUAACUGUAUUAAAUAUGGCUCCACUUGUCGAAAGAUGUGAUCCCCAAGUUGAUGAAUUACUGUGUGUCUCUAAGAUGGCAUGUAGGAAGAGGAAGAGGAUUGAUCUGCAUGAAUAA
Molecule: messenger RNA, 1002 nt
Organism: Daucus carota subsp. sativus
Lineage: Eukaryota; Viridiplantae; Streptophyta; Magnoliopsida; Apiales; Apiaceae
Product: putative cyclin-D7-1
Exons: 6
Coding region: 1-1002 (333 amino acids)
Biological process (GO): regulation of cyclin-dependent protein serine/threonine kinase activity; mitotic cell cycle phase transition
Cellular component (GO): nucleus; cyclin-dependent protein kinase holoenzyme complex; cytoplasm
Molecular function (GO): cyclin-dependent protein serine/threonine kinase regulator activity
Source: RefSeq, a predicted model, not a curated record